UCUGUGCCUGAGUGAGUUUAUCCCAGUGAUUAAUCAUUAAUAAUGAUUGUUUCUGCAGAUCAGUUUUGAGACUCCCUCACAUGAAGUGAAGACUGUGUCCUUUGGUUUCUGCAGGCUCUGGACAAGGACACCAUCAUGCUGUUCUCGUUUCUGUGCCUCCUUGCAGCUUUCACUGCAGCUCUGAAACCUUCCAUCAAGUCUUGUUCCAGGGACCAGAAUAACCUGAACUGUGUGAAUCGCAAUUUUACCGAGAUCCCCCAAGUGCCAACAGACGUCAUCAAGCUCAACUUAAUCCACAACAGAAUCAGGCUUAUUGAAGAGACAUCAUUUUCUCAGUCACUAGCUCAGCUACAGAUUCUCUUAAUUGGAUUACAGACAGAGCCGCCAAUGCGUGUUGGAGCAAGAGCGUUUACCAAUCUUCCCAAUCUGAUUUACCUCGAUCUGGGAGGAAAUAAAGAAUUAGACCUGGACAUGGAGGCAUUUGCUGGGCUACACAAACUGGAAAUCCUUUAUCUUGACUACAACGGUCUGACUGACUCAAUCCUGCAACGCGGAUAUUUUAAAUAUUUAACCUCACUGCACACCCUCAUUCUUGAUGGAAACAAUAUAAAACAAAUCAUACCAGAUUCAACAUUUUCUAACCUGAACGCUUUGAGCAAUGUUCAUUUUAAGGCAAAUGACAUUCAUCAGAUUUGUCAGGGUGAUCUGGACAAUGUCCGACCGAGGUAUUUUAAAACAUUCAGCAUCUCCUCAAACAGGCUCUUGUACAAAAGUGAAAGCUUUGAUUGGAAUCAGUGCGGCAAUCCUUUCAAGGACAUAUUGCUGUACACGUUGGACAUUUCAGGAAUUGCCCUUAAUGUCCAGCAGCUAGAGAAGAUGUUUAUAGCUAUGAAAGGAACACUUAUUAUCCACCUGAAGAUGCAAUACCUGUCCACCGUUGGUAGUUCAUUUGGUUUUCAUAACAUAGAAGACCCAAACAAGCAGACACUGGUUGGUCUCAGUGACAGUUCGCUCCUGAAUCUGGAUAUGUCCCACGGGUCCAUCUUUACACUUGCAACCCAAGUAUUUUCACACUUACCUUCCUUGCAGGUGCUUACAUUAUCUUUCAACAAGAUCAAUCAGAUUGAAAAGAACGCAUUCUUUGGCCUUGACUCCCUUCUCCAGUUAAACCUUUCCUUCAAUCUACUGGGGGAGAUCUACUCAUCGACCUUCGAAGGUCUGAGGAAUGUCACCUUAAUUGAUUUGCAACACAACCACAUUGGAAUCAUUCAGCACGAUUCGUUCCAUGGACUGGAUCAGCUGACCACAUUGAAUCUUCGGGACAAUGCACUCUCGGUUAUUUCUGGCUUUCACUAUCUCCCAAAAAUGACUUAUUUCUUAGUGGGUCUGAACCGACUCACAACAGUUUAUGGCCUGGAGGCAGUUUCCAUGAGCACCUUUCUUGAUUUCUCGAACAAUGCUUUUACCAACCUCAAUGUUUUCUAUACGAUCAUGACCCUUCCUUUUGUGAAGCAUCUUUUGUUGAGGGAAAACCGUAUCUCGAUGUGCACGCCUGGCCGGACUGAUAUCAUUCCAAAAAACAACCAGUUAAUCCACCUGGACCUGUCAAGUAACUUCCUCGAGUUGGUCUGGAUAUCGAAGCAGUGCUGGGAAGUGUUCCAUAACCUGGCUAACCUAACUGUUCUUCUUCUCAACCAAAACUAUCUCACCCAGCUGCCCCAAGAUAUUUUUAAAGGUUUGGAUUCUCUGAAGAGACUCAACUUAUCAUCGAACUCUCUGUCCCAGCUCAGUCAGGACCUGUUUCCCGGCUCUCUUGAAAUUCUCGACCUAUCUAAAAACCGCCUUGUCUCACCCAGUCCAGAUGUGUUCAGUUUUGUGAGUCACUUGGACUUGAGGGAUAACCAAUUCAUCUGCGAGUGUAGUCUCAGGGUCUUUAUCGAAUGGCUAAAUAGCACUGAGGUGGACUUGGCAAAACCAUUAACAGAUAUGUACUGUGUGUCUCCAGAAAAUUUACAAGGGGUACCUCUUAUUUUUCUAAACACUGAUGAGUGUGACGAAGAUGCUAAGGUAGAGGCAAUACAAUUUGCUCUCUUUGUCGUCUUCACGACCAUGUUACUGAUUAUCAUCUCUUGUGUUCUUCUCUACAAUCACGGCAGAGGUUUGUUCUUCAUCUGGUACAAGAGAACAACAAACAAGAUCAUUAAUGGUCAGAGGGCAGAUGGGGAAGAGAAGGACUACAGGUUUGAUGCAUACCUCUGUUUCAGCAGGAAUGACAUUGAGUGGGUGAAGAAUUCCCUCCUGCAGUUCUUGGACUCUCAGUUCAAUGAGAAGAGCAGGCUUCAAAUGUGCUUUGAAGACCGUGACUUCAUUCCUGGGGAGGAUCAUAUUACAAACAUACGUGACGCCAUCUGGAGCAGUAAGAAAACAGUCUGCAUUGUGACCAGGCAGUUCCUGAAGGACGGCUGGUGUGUGGAAGCCUUCAAUAUCGCACAGAGUCGCCUUUUCCAUGAACUGAGGGAAGUGAUGGUUGUGUUGGUUGUUGGUAGGCUCCCUGAUUACCAGCUGAUGAAGUACCAGCCCAUCAGGGCGUACAUCCAGAACAGGCAGUACAUGCGCUGGCCAGAAGACCCACAGGACCACGAGUGGAUCUUAGACAGACUGACCGAUCAAAUUUCACAAGAGGCCAGAAGGAAAACAGAGAAACCUUUCAGCCGCCUGAAUUUCUUCAGAAGGAAUAAGGCAAAUGACAACAUCGGGUUGCAACAGAUUGCGACAGUGGCAAGAUAAGCAAUCCUGUUCAUUGUCUGCAGGAGAUAGUGGCUGCAUGCCAACUGCGAGAUUAAACUCCAUCUCCUUUACAAUGGCUCUUCCAUCCUCUGGACAGUAAAGUGCACCAUCAAUAGGUGACCGCGGCUUCAACACGUGUCUGCUGUAACAUAACGACUACCUCAACAAAUGUGCUUCAGUAAGAUCCAGGUCAGGCAGCCUGCUCUCAACCUCCCAGUACCCUCUGAGUUACAGCCCCACCCAGCUCCCCACCUCGACAGAGACCAGGAGAAGAACAGACGCCCAACUCAUUUCAUAUCCUUCUUGUUAAACUGUCUCAGCCUUCAGCCCCAAUUCCAUCAGACAGGUACUCCAACUUAAAUAAAACAAGGAACUGUGGGAGGCUGGAGACCUGAAACAAAGGCAGAAAUUACUGGAGAAAUUCACCAGCUCUGGCAGCAUCUGUGGGAAGGAAGUACAGUUUGAACAUUUCAGGUCCAAUUCUGAGAACGAGUCACUGCUUCCUUCCCACAGAUGCUGAGUUUCUGCAGUAAGUUGUGUGCUAUUCCAAAUUAGCCAUUCAGACAGUCUGUACUGUCAGGGCACUGCCAGGGGCACUGUCAAGGGCACUGCCAUUCAGACAGUCUGUACUGUCAGGGCACUGCCAGGGGUACUGUCAGGGACACUGCCAGAGGCACUGCUAGGGGCACUGCCAGAGACACUGUCAGGAACACUGUCAGGGGCACUACCAGGGGCACUGCCAAAGACACUGUCAGGAACACUGUCAGGAAAACUGUCAGGGGCACUGCCAGUGGCACCGCCAGAGACACUGUCAGGAACACUGCCACGGGCACUGUCAGAGGCAC
This is a messenger RNA of Chiloscyllium plagiosum (whitespotted bambooshark), 3632 nucleotides long. The record is from RefSeq and is a predicted model, not a curated record. NCBI's taxonomy places the organism in Eukaryota, Metazoa, Chordata, Chondrichthyes, Orectolobiformes, Hemiscylliidae.